AUGGGCGUGAAAGAGAUGUACGAGCUUCCAAAGCCGCGCCAAAGACGAUCACGAACGCCGAAGAUUGGACAAGCAGCCAUAGUCGUAUGCCAGAAUGUCCUACUCUGGGUCGCUUUAUAUGUCGCUGCGAGCACGAUCUACAUACUGGUCGUUGGGGCCGUAAAAUUUCAGGACAUCCCCUCCAGAGUGAUGUAUCUGGUAGCGAGCAUCUUAUCCCUACUCUAUUUAGCAACGCAGAAUGUCGCGACGCACCUGCGUACCAACGCCCGUAGCAUGAUCCAACAUGAAAGAGUUGAUGCGUACCACUCGCUGGCUGCAAAUACUUUGCCUAUACUCGUGACGAUAUGGACAGUGACGAGUGGCCUUUGCAUCACUUUCACCGCCGCGCGACAGCCGCUGUGUUCGUCUAGCCCCACGGCUGCAGCUCUUGAUCAAGGAAAAACUUGUAUCAUUGACAGAACUACGAUUGUUGCCGGUCUCGUUGGAGUAAUCGAUACCAUCAUGCUAUGCCUCCUACGCCGUCAUGUUGCAGACGCGAAUCGAUGCUUUAUAUUUGGCGUGGUGCCCGAAGACAUGCUACUGCCACUCCACCUAUCACAAAAGCGACGAACGCUUCGAGCGAAGCCAUCGGAAAUGUCUUUCAAAUGCCGAUCAUCGGUCUCCAUGGCAUCACAAGUGACGGUCACUCCCUGGAAAGGUGGUGACACGAUACCAUUCAGCGCUGAGCUAUGUUUGCCCUCACAAGGACUCGGCAUCCACACCAGCAGAUCCUCCGCGCCUGCAUCACUGCUAUAUCCCAGGCCCUCCGUCUCCUCGAUUCGCUCUCAUACGAGCCUCCCACUAUAUCAACCACCGGCUUCCCCACUACCGCCAUUACCCGUAUAUCUUCCCGAUGCAAGAAGAGCAACAACCGCCAUGCACAAGGCAAUACAUCAACCUGCGUCCUUCUCUCGUCCCAUACCGAUCCGUCCUGCCCGCAGCGACGACACUCUACGCAUCCUACCACCUCCCGUGCCUGCGUUCCAGCAAGGAAAUUUGGCCGUCCCAGCAAGAAGACCCCAAUCAGCGUCCAGUAUAUACAGCCGCGACACGACUGGAGAUUCCGAAAUCAUUCCUCGGAGAAGCCCUCGACCAUCUCUGAUUACAAGUUCUCGGACUUCCAGUUCCAGUAGCGUAGCCACUAUCAAGCCAAGCCCUCUACACGAGAUGAUCUUACCCAAGGCCUCCCAAGAAGAAGAAGAAGAAGAAGAAGAAGAAGAGCCUCCUUGCCCAUCAAAACCAAGCGAUCCCUCAAGCGAAGCUCCUAGUAAUAUUCAGCAACGAAGAAGAAGAGCUCAUUCACUCGACAGCAGCAGCAGCAGUGCCCAAAUCCCCUCCUUUGAGAAAAAUUUCACUUCUUUUCCUCCUGCUGCUGGACAUGUCAGAAAUUCUUCCUUGCCGAAUUAUAAUGCCAAGCUAGAGGAAAAACUUCGAAGAUAUGCAGAGAGUCAAAGCCAGAUUUUACGACGAGGACAGAUGGGUAUUGGUGCUGGUGGUGGUGGUUAUGACAGUUAUCACGGCAGCAAGCCCAGUUUGAUGAUGCAACAGGCUUCGAGGGGGGAAGAAUGUCCGGAGAGAUUUCGGUUUGAGUGA
Sphaerulina musiva SO2202 is the source of this 1632-nucleotide messenger RNA. RefSeq lists its product as uncharacterized. The record is from RefSeq and is a predicted model, not a curated record. The transcript has 3 exons. NCBI's taxonomy places the organism in Eukaryota, Fungi, Ascomycota, Dothideomycetes, Mycosphaerellales, Mycosphaerellaceae. Bases 1 to 1632 code for a protein of 543 amino acids.